This is a messenger RNA of Aphanomyces invadans, 1716 nucleotides long. RefSeq lists its product as hypothetical. Gene Ontology annotation, biological process: non-motile cilium assembly. The transcript is spliced from 11 exons. Gene Ontology annotation, molecular function: protein binding. The record is from RefSeq and is a predicted model, not a curated record. Lineage: Eukaryota; Oomycota; Saprolegniomycetes; Saprolegniales; Verrucalvaceae. Gene Ontology annotation, cellular component: BBSome; ciliary basal body; non-motile cilium. Bases 30 to 1568 code for a protein of 512 amino acids.
GUUUCAGAACUUCAGGAUUCACGUAUCUUAUGGCGGCGGCAACAAGUGCGAUCCACCGAGUGGACCCCUUCUUCUUGGCGUUGCUUCGAACCCGGCAGCGGCGAUUCCAAGAGAGCAUUGACAUAUGCACGGACAUUCUCGAUCAAAACCCCUACGAUCAAGCUGUGUGGUUUGUCAAGUGCCGGUCGCUUACCCAGCAAACGUACAUGGACGAUUCAGAAAUGGAAGAGGAUGGCGCAGCAGAUCUUCUCUUGGACGACAAUGUCAUGGCUCAUAUGCCUCGGCCCGGCACGUCGCUCAGCCGCCCCAUGACAAGGUCGGGCAAUUCAGCUGGAGACCAAAGCUUUCGUCCCAUGUCUUCGAAUGGCCGGCCCUUGAGCGGUUUUGCUCGGCCUGGAACGAGCUCGCGCCCUGGCAGCGGCAUGUCCAUCGAUCAAGCUAUGCAGGGUAGCCGGCCAGGCACGUCGCGGCCGCCGACAUCGUUGGGACGUCAAGUUCGCCUUGGCACAGCGUCCAUGCAGAACAGGGACGAUGGUGGGGUCUUUAUCAACCCCGAUCGUCUCGACUUUAAGCGAUACGCAACCCGUCCGCCCAUUGCCAAGGCCUUGAUCGAUUACCUCUUGUACCACGACCACAAUCCGAAGAAAGCGCUCGAGUUGGCCGCCGAAGCUACCGUGGCCGCGGAUUACAAGGACUGGUGGUGGAAGGCGCGUCUUGGCAAAUGCUACUAUCAGUUGGGGCUACUUCGGGAGGCCGAGAAGCAGUUUGACUCGAGCUUGCGCAACCAGCCGAUGGUCGUGACGUACUUGGAGCUUGCCAAGGUGUACCUGAAACUCGACCAGCCCAACACAGCUCUGGAACAUUACGCCAAGGCCAAAGAAAAGUUCCCCGAAGACGUGCACAUUCUCAUCGGGAUCGCCCGCGUGUAUGACAUGCUCAAUGAUACGGACCACGCUGUAGAAGCGUACAAGCAGGUCCUCGCUUUGGACCCGGCCAACAUUGAAGCGAUUGCGUGCCUAGCGUCCAACCAUUUCUACACCGACCACCCUGAAGUCGCGCUCCGCUAUUACCGCCGCCUCCUUCAAAUGGACGUCAAUACAACGGAACUGUGGUGCAACGUUGGCCUUUGUUGCUUUUACGCGUCCCAGUAUGACUUGACGCUGUCGUGCUUUGAGCGUGCGCUGGCGCUCGCGUCGGACGACAACAUGGCGGACGUUUGGUACAACAUCGGGCAAGUGGCUGUGGGCAUUGGCGACUUGGGGCUCGCGUACCAGGCAUUCAAGAUCGCCGUCUCGGUCGACAGCAACCAUGCCGAGAGCUACAACAACCUUGGGGUGCUCGAACUACGAAAGGGCAACGUGGACCAGGCGCGCGCCCACUUUCAAUUUGCUGACGGCCUCGCGACCUUUAUGUUUGAGCCCACGUACAACCGCGCGUUGCUCGCGUACAAAAUCGGCGACUUCCAAGACGCAUAUGCCAAAGUGUCCAAGGCGCUUCAGGUGUACCCUGAGCACGCCGACUCGCUCGAGCUCAAGCGACAGCUGGAGGCAUUCCUGACCAUGAUCUAGCUUGUCCGAGGCCACACAGUCUCGCCAGGCCAUCCACCGAGACACCUCAUGGCCGGCAGUGCAUUCCCAACCACCAUUGAAUCAAUCAUGAAAAUCGUCGUGUCGUUGGUUCUACUUCAAGACUUUUUGUGAAAGAAAUCGUGGUGGC